Molecule: messenger RNA, 4409 nt
Organism: Meleagris gallopavo (turkey)
Lineage: Eukaryota; Metazoa; Chordata; Aves; Galliformes; Phasianidae
Source: RefSeq, a predicted model, not a curated record
AAUGAAAGUUCCCUCUGUGGGUAAAGAGCCCAUGGCAAGCAGUAAUCAGCGCUUGCAAAAGCAGCAAACGUGCCUCAUCUAAGUAGCUGAAAAAUUGCAAGUGACCUGACGAGAUCCCUCUGGUCUUUUAUGAAGGUAGGGUUUUAAUUAAAUAACGUUAUCUCUUGUCCCUUGAAGUCCGUAUCUCCAGAUGCAUCACAGCCACCUAAGCCUCACAUAAAGGCACACUUACAGCAAUAGAAAGGUGCACGUGAGCCUUGGCACUGCCUGGCCCUGCUGUGCUCCCACUGCAGUGGGGAAGGCUUGCAGACAGAGCUAAUGCCCACUGAAGGCCAAUUACUUUCAAGCCAUAAGAUUUGCUUGUUCUGUGGUACCUAAAAUAGACACGAUGAUUCUCUGGAAGCAAUCACAGCAACUGAACCAGCCUUGGCAAUUAGAAGAAGGCUUUUUUUUCAGCUGGAUGCUUGUCUGCCGGAGAAUGUCUCUCAAUGUAGGGAUGAUUGCUCACGUGUUCUCAAUUGUCGAUGCUUAAUUGGAUUGUGUCCAGUCCUUCCUUCCAACUGCUUCUAUGCAGAGUAUAUUUAAGUCCAUUUGUGUCUAUUUUUGUCCACAUUCUGUGCGUGUCUGGAACAGAACAAGUUUUAACAGCAGCUUUGUAAACGCUACUGACAAAUGAUCCUUCACAGAAACAACUUUCAUUUCUUGUUUCAUUGCUCCACCUUCUGGUUAACUCACGUUUAUUUUUCAAGCAAGAUCUGGAGUGGGAAUGGAAUCAUACCUAGCAGGGAAACUCCCUCACAAAAGCUACAAAGCCCUCAACGGCCGCUCGUUCCGGAGGGCGCGCCACGAGGCGAAACGCUCGCGCCUGGCACGCAGCCUUCGGCUGCCAGCGGCCCCCCGUCGGCACUCUUCGGCACUCUUCGGCAGCUCUCGGUCUUCGGGAGCCAAUCAGAGAAUUCCGUGCGUUCCCGCUUUAGCCCGCUAGCGCGUGCAGGCUGAGGAGAGUUCUGCGGGCCGGGCCCGAGGGAGGCGGCGACGAAGGCUAUUGGUGGCGGGUUUUUUGGUUCGGGAAGCCCGGCGGGGAGGUAGGCGUGUGGUAUUGUGGAGACGGCGGUCUCCUGUUUGUCGCUGGAGUGGGGACGGCGUCGCUCUGUCACUGAGGAAACAUGACGGGAAGAGCUAGAGCCAGAGCAAGAGGGAGGCCUCCAAGUCAGGAGGCUGCCAUUCCUCCUGUGGGAGCUGCAUCUGCUCAAAGGACUUUGCCCAGUCGUCCACCUGGGCAGCAGCAAUCUCUGCAGCCGUGUCGUCCUCCAGCAUUGGCAGAAGAAUCUGGUGGCCGUGGGCGACAGAGAGGCCCUCAAGAUGCUCCAAAGACACUAGCAACAGGAUUACAGAUCUCAGCAGGGUUUCAGGAACUGUCUUUAGCAGAUAGGGGCGGACGUCGUCGGGAUUUCCAUGACCUCGGGGUAAAUACUCGGCAAGCCAUAGAACACGUUCGAGAAUCAAAAACUGGCUCUUCAGGUGCUGUGAUAAAAUUAAUUGCAAAUUUUUUUCGUCUCACAUCUCGACCCCAAUGGGCUUUGUAUCAAUACCAUAUAGACUAUAAUCCUGAGAUGGAAGCACGCCGCCUUCGAUCAGCUUUGCUCUUUCAGCAUGAAGACCUAAUUGGAAAGACACAUGCAUUUGAUGGAUCAAUAUUAUUCUUGCCAAAAAGACUGUCGAAUAAGGUUACUGAAGUAUUUUCUAAGACCCGAAAUGGAGAAGAUGUGAGGAUCACAAUCACACUGACUAAUGAGUUACCACCUACUUCACCUACGUGUCUGCAGUUUUACAACAUCAUUUUUAGAAGGCUUUUGAAGAUGAUGAAUUUGCAGCAAAUUGGACGUAACUAUUACAACCCUAAGGACCCAGUCAACAUCCCUAAUCACAGGUUGAUGGUUUGGCCAGGCUUCACAAGUUCUAUUCUCCAGUAUGAGGAGAGCAUUAUGUUAUGUGCAGAUGUGAGCCAUAAGAUUCUUCGUAGUGAAACAGUUUUGGAUUUUAUGUAUAGUCUCUAUGAACAGGUUGAAGAGAGAAGAUUUAGAGAUGCCUGUGCAAAGGAGCUGAUAGGUGUAAUUGUUCUUACAAAGUACAAUAACAGAACAUACAGAGUUGAUGACAUCGACUGGGAUGCCAAUCCGCAGUGUACUUUUAGACGAGCAGACGGCUCUGAAAUCAGCUAUAUAGACUACUACAAAAGGCAAUAUAAUCAAGAAAUCAGUGACUUGAACCAGCCCGUCUUGAUCAGUCAGUGUCGGAGGAAGAGAGGAAACGUGAUGGUAGGACCUGUGGUUCUAAUCCCAGAGCUGUGCUAUCUAACAGGAUUGACUGAGAAGAUGAGGAAUGAUUUUAACAUGAUGAAAGACUUGUCUGUUCAUACACGACUUUCGCCUGAGCAAAGACAACGUGAAAUUGGAAAGCUUAUUGACUACAUGAAAAAAGAUGAAUGUGUUCAGAAGGAACUCCGGGACUGGGGUUUAAGCUUUGAUUCUAAUUUACUAUCCUUUACGGGAAGAGUUGUUCAAGCAGAAAAGAUCCUUCAAGCAGGAAACGUGUUUGAUUACAAUCCUCAGUUUGCUGAUUGGUCACGGGAAACCAGGGUCGCUCCCUUAAUCCGUGCCAAGCCUUUGGACAACUGGUUACUGAUUUACACACGGCGCAACUAUGAUGCUGCUAAUACGUUACUGCAGAAUCUGUUCAAAGUCACUCCAUCUAUGGGAAUCAGGAUGAACAAGGCAACCAUGAUUGAAGUGGAUGAUAGAACAGAAGCUUAUUUAAGGGUUCUGCAACAAAGUAUUACUCCAGACACGAACAUCGCAGUUUGUAUUUUGUCUAGUACCCGCAAGGAUAAGUAUGAUGCUAUCAAGAAAUACCUGUGUACGGAUUGUCCCAUUCCAAGUCAAUGUGUGAUUGCUCGUACUUUAAGCAAGCCUCAGACUACUCUGGCCAUAGUGACAAAAAUUGCCUUGCAAAUGAACUGUAAGAUGGGUGGAGAACUUUGGAGUGUUGAGAUCCCACUGAAACAAUUAAUGAUUGUGGGCAUUGAUUGUUACCAUGAUACUUUAUCUGGAAAGCAGUCAAUUGCUGGAUUUGUCGCUAGCCUGAAUGAAACAAUGACAAGGUGGUUUUCACGCUGUGUUGUUCAAAGCCGUGGGCAGGAACUUGUGGAUGGGCUCAAAGCCUGCUUGCAAACUGCUCUAAGAGAAUGGUUCAAGUGGAAUAAGUAUUUGCCCUCUCGUAUUAUUGUAUAUCGUGAUGGUGUAGGAGAUGGGCAGCUCAAUACUUUGGUGAAUUAUGAAGUGCCUCAGUUUCUGGAUUGCUUGAAGACUGUUGGUAAAGACUACAAUCCAAGACUGACUGUGAUUGUUGUGAAGAAACGAGUGAGUACCAGAUUCUUUGCGCAGGUUGCUGGAGGACUUAAAAACGCACCCCCUGGCACUGUCGUUGAUACAGAGGUGACCAGACCAGAAUGGUAUGAUUUCUUUAUUGUGAGUCAGGCAGUGAGAAAUGGUUGUGUUGCACCCACUCAUUAUAACGUAGUAUAUGACACUAGCAAGCUGAAACCAGAUCACGUGCAACGUUUAACCUACAAACUUUGCCACAUGUACUAUAACUGGUCGGGUGUUAUCAGAGUACCUGCUCCUUGCCAGUAUGCCCAUAAACUGGCUUUCCUUGUAGGACAGAGCAUUCACAGGGAACCAAAUAUGUUGCUUUCAGACAGGCUUUACUAUCUCUGAAGUUACCAGUUUAACUAAAAAAGUUCCUUUCUAGGGAAGGUAGAAGUGUGGGGUUUGGGUUGGUUUGUUUCUUUCAUGAGACACGUGCGUGAGUACGUGUAGUUGUGGAACUUAAUUUUCACUGUAGCAGGAAAAAGAUUGAAGAUAGCAGACCUGUGUUUUGAAUAAGACUUUAUUCAACUGCAUAGAGGAAAACAUUGUUAGAGACUGCUACAGGUUCAUAGGUGGAGUGAACUCAAUUUGGUGGUUGACAUUGUUAAUUAUUUUUCUCAUUUAACAAGUGCUCACUUAAUUUCCUGUGAGGAACAUCAGUAUCUACAUCAGCACUGACUUGGGGAAAAAAAAAAAAGUUGUGCUAUAUACAGGGCUUUUUGGUUUUUUCACUUCCAAAUACUUGGAAGGGUUUAGGUGUCAGUUCAGAUUGUAAUUCUGAGGUUCUUGCUGGUAACUGUUGAGCAGGAGUGGCUUAAUUUGUAAGGCAAAACAUGGAAUACUUCAGAUGUUGUAUUACUAGCUAUCCUGUUAAACUAGAUCAGACAGAAGUGUUUGAUUAGUGCUGUUCUUUGAAACUGACUCACAAACUCUGUUACUUUUCUUUGCAAGAUUUAAAUAAAGUUGUAAUCCUGCUCUCUU